UCCUGGGCAGGUGGGGCGUGCCGGGCGGCACGUGUCCCCCGCGAGCCCUUUAAGGGCCGCGGCGCGGCGGAAGCGUGUGGCCGCAGUGGGCGCUCUCGGCGGGCUGCGUGGCCAUGGAGAUCGGCGCCGACGAGUUCGAGCAGAACCUGCCUCUGCUGCAGGAGCUCGUCCUGGGCGCGGACUUCGUGGGUCUGGACAUAGAGUUCACCGGCCUUCGUUCCAACCUGUCCCGAUCCCAGCAGAUCAGUCUUUUUGACUUGCCGUCUGACUGGUAUCUAAAGACCCGCCAGAAUGUUCAGAAGUUCACAAUAUGUCAGAUUGGAUUGUCUAUGUUCUCCAGUAUUGAAGGCGAGUCAAACAAGUAUGUAGCCCAUUCGUGUAACUUCUUUCUUUUCCCUACAACGUUUGGGACUUUGGAUUCAGAAUUUUCUUUCCAGGCUUCUAGUGUUCAGUUUUUGAAUCAGUAUGGCUUUGACUAUAAUAAGUUUCUCAAAAAAGGAAUCCCAUAUAUGAAUGAAGAGCAGGAGAAGAAAAUCACACACAACAUCCUGACCAGGAAAUGGAGGACCCACAGUUCUCUGGAUAAGGACCAAAUCAAGAUAGUGAUCGAUGAGGUGACACGAUGGCUGGACCUGGCAGAGGAAGGCGACUGGAUGACCCUCCCUGGUAUCGCUGGCUUCCAGGCCUUUGAGGUCCAGCUGGUGCUGAGGCAGGCCCUCCCCAAUGUGUGGACGGUGCUGACAGACCAAGGGGUGGUCGUGAAGAGAGUGAGCAAGCAACACCGCUGGUGUCUUGAGAACACCUCUUGUGGUCAAGAGGCCUCUUGGAAAGAGAAGAAGAUUCUUCUCUCUGCAAGGGGCUUCUCUGUGUUUUUCCAGAUGCUGGUGAAAGCCCAGAAGCCCCUGGUGGGCCACAACAUGAUGAUGGACUUGCUGUACCUCCAUGAGAAGUUGUUCCGGCCGCUCCCAGAAAGUUAUGAUCAGUUUAAGCUGAAUAUCCACAACCUAUUUCCUGUUCUCAUUGAUACCAAAAAUGUGACAAAGAAUAUCUGGAAGGAAAUGAAUUUCCCAAGGGUUUCAAGUCUGUCAGAAGUUUAUGAAGUCCUAAACAGUGACCUGAAUCCCACCAAGAAUUCUGGGCCAGUGAUCGUCCACGCUAGCAAGUGUGAAAAGUAUGUUGAGACAAAGUACCCCCAUGAGGCAGCCUACGAUGCCUUCCUCUGCGGAUCAGUUUUUCUGAAGGUAGCACACCUGCUGCUGUGGAGAGUGCACGGCGCUGGGGCCACACCUGAGCUCUCCUUCCCUCUGUACUUCGACGUGCUGGCUCCCUACGUGAACCAGGUCAACCUUAUCCGAGCCAGGGUCCCUAAGAUUAAUUUUUCUGGCCCAGAUUAUCCCAGUACCAGACCCCCCAUCCUCAUUCUCAGUGUCAGGAAGUGGCCUGGGGUCAGCGAGGAGCAAGUCUACCGUGAGUUUCAGAAUCUCUGUAAGUUCGACGUCCGGCGGCUCACGCAGAGCCAGUUCCUGCUCUUGACCAAUAAGUUUAAAGAUGCUCGGAGCAUCCUGAAGGAGUACAGGGGCCACCCCACCCUGCAGGUGUCCCUGUAUCGGUACUGGCGGCACUCCCCGAACAUCAACUGCCUGUUGCAGGUGUGUGGCGUCGUUGCCGCCUGGGCCCUUGUUGCGCUUCUGCUUGGAAGGCCUGGGCCCUGAGCACAGCCGCCUGCAGCCUCCGGCCUCCCUGCACCUCUCUGGCACAACUCUGUUUUGUUUUUCUGUGGGGUUUUGUGUAAAUCAUAUUCUACUUGCAGAUGGAUCUGUACAGGCCUUAGGAGGAAAUUUACAUUUUGAGUGUGAAAUUCUGUAAACAUUGUCAAUGAUAAAGAAAUCCUUGGGUAUGG
Molecule: messenger RNA, 1900 nt
Organism: Manis pentadactyla (Chinese pangolin)
Lineage: Eukaryota; Metazoa; Chordata; Mammalia; Pholidota; Manidae
Gene: PNLDC1
Product: PARN like ribonuclease domain containing exonuclease 1
Exons: 19
Coding region: 114-1712 (532 amino acids)
Biological process (GO): nuclear-transcribed mRNA poly(A) tail shortening
Cellular component (GO): endoplasmic reticulum; cytoplasm
Molecular function (GO): RNA binding; poly(A)-specific ribonuclease activity
Source: RefSeq, a predicted model, not a curated record